This is a messenger RNA of Paramecium octaurelia, 1551 nucleotides long. The record is from the annotation of a GenBank genome assembly. NCBI's taxonomy places the organism in Eukaryota, Ciliophora, Oligohymenophorea, Peniculida, Parameciidae.
AUGGAAUUCGCCUUAACAGCAACUAUGUUUAGUUUCUUUGGUUGGAAUGUUUAUUUGUUAAUAAAAAAAUAUAGAGAAAGAUAGCGGUAAAAUUACUUGUAGAACUUAAUUGAUUAAGAAUCUGAUUAUCUCAUUAUGAAUGUGGCUCCAUACAAAAAAAUAAAAGUGAACGAGGAUAAACAAGCAAUAAUAAAACCAAUUUAUACAGAGGAUGCAGAUUCAAGUUCAGAUGAUUUUGAACUUAUUUCCUAUCGUAGAAGGAAAACAAUUUUAGAGAAAGUAAAAUAAGAAAAUUUUCAAGUGCAAACUUAUAUUGAAAAUACAAAACCCUUUGAUAUGUUACCUGUUGAUAACGAAGGGGAUAGCAAACUAAAUAAAAGUAACAAGGAAUUCUCUUUUACAAAUUAGAACCAAGAUGUAAACGAAGCGAAGAGACUUAGAAAAAACUCAAAAAUUAAUAUUGAUGAUUCUUUCCCUCUGGAUAGCCCAAAAUAAAUUCUCCAAAAUUCUAGCAAUAAGGUUUCUGACAAAAAAAUAACAUAAUUUGAAUCUUCGAACUUAAAAGAAAUACCAGAAAUCUAAGAUUCUAAGUAAGAAUCUGAUAAUUGCAUAACAAGUGUUAUUACUCAUGCUGAAUAGAUUUAAGAUGCUUAAGGCUUAGCAGAGAAUAAAAAUGUUUUAUUGCAAUUUCCAAUUUAGGUGUAAAAUACUCAUGGCUAGACUAAAGAUUAGCAAAAUUAAUUAAAUGGGGUAUAAGAGAAUAAUAUUUUUGGCAAGUUAUUGUUUUAGUAAAAACCUAAUGAAUAUUAGCAAUCAGCGUAUCCAUCUCCUAAAGUUUAAACAUUAUAAUCACCAUAAUAAAAUAAUAAUCUAUUAUUUUAAAAAUAAAAGGCAAAUAAUGCAAAUGAUGUUAUAUAAUUUUAAUUAAAUUAAAUACCCUAACUUCAAACACAAACUUCAAAUAAUGGCUUAUAAGUUGUGGAUAAUUAAUAAUCAUAAUUAUAGUAAUAAUAGCCUUAACCUUAACCUUAAGAAUUAUAAUAACCAUAAUUAAUAAGAUAAUAAUAGCAAAUCUCCUUAUUUUAACAAAGUUAAACUCAACCUCCUAAUAUGAUUUAAAUUCCUGAUCUCAGUCUUGAUUAAUAAAAUAAAGAUAAUUAAAACGGCUCAAGUGUCAACAAAAAUUUAUUCCCAUCAAACUUCACAUUUGGAAUCAACUUAAGUGUUUAAACAAAUUCAAAAGGUGGAUUAUUUGACAGUUUGUUAAAUAAUAAUAAUGCUGAAUAAUUAGAAAAUUCAAAAACAACAUCCAAUAUAAAUCAAGAUUAAACUAAUAAUAAUCAAUAAAGUUUGUUUUUAUAAUAAUCCUAACCUGCUUAGAGUAUUUCAAUUUUACCAUAACCUAACAUGGGAACUUCCUUAUUUGGUAAUACACUGUCUGCUCAAUAACCAAAAGAACAAGUCCAGUAGAAUUAAGUAGGUGGGCUUUUUAAUUUUAGUUUAAAUACUCAAACUGGAUGUAAUUUAUUCCAAAAUUUACAAAAGAACUGA